GCUGCUUGUCUUAGCCUAGCUGUGCUGCUGUGGGAGGUUGAUGGAGCCCAGGCUCGGGGGUGGCCAGGCUGGCUGCGAAAACAUUUCUGACCUACUGUGUGUUUUUCACUGCCUGGACAAGAAGGAGUUGUAAUUGUACUGUCGGCCACGGCAUUCUCAUUGAAGCGCGGAGUGAAGAAGUCGAAAAGGGAGAAAAAUGUUGAAAUCCUUUAUUUAUCCAGCUUGGUCAAAUCCCUCAGCGCCUCAGAAAACAUCAGCAGUAACCGUAACAUCCGUGUUAUUGACUGCUGCUGCUGCUGCGGCUGCUCACUGAUUCCGCAUAACACGGAAAGGAUGAGUACUUUAUAUUAACCUUUCUCACUUUAUUCCCGUCAGCGUUUGUGGCAGCUGAGAUCGCGUGAGCAACUUGGAGAAGGUUAAAACGCUAGCGCAGCUCGUCAUAGACUAGUCGGUUGUUUAUGCUUUAAAAUGGCUGCUGAGAGGCUGAAGUACAGCUGAUUUUGGUUAAAGAUGCUCUGGAGGAUUGUGAGGCCAUGUGUCUGACACGGAACAAUGUGUGACUUUGAGGAUUGGUGCAGUAUUGAGGACUUUUCCAGCAGGAGGUAACGCUGGCUAAGGCAGGAAAUUCAUCCUCUUGAUCCCCCCCAAAAAAGGAAAAAGAAAACAACAACAACAACAAUGAGGCAAACCCGGUGUCUAUCAGAGCUCAGCUGAUUUUUUUUUUUAUUCCAAUGACUUGAUUUAUUUAUGAAGGAUUCCAUGGCUUUUGUUUAUUUUCGCUACACCCUUUGUAAGAAGACUGGGCUUUUCUCCACAGAGAUGAUGUGCUUAACGGAUACGUCGUGUUGGUGAAGCCUUGACUGGAUUCCCGUCGCUAAUUGAAACAAUCUGGAGAGCCUGAGAAGGGCCUCGUUAUAAUCCUACAGAAAUGGAUGAGAGGAAAACGCUGAGGACUGAGCUGGUUCGUCUCAGACAGAUCACUGUGUCCCGGUUUGGGCUGCAGGGCAUGAACACAUACCUGGUGCUUUGUGCGAUGUUGUGCCUCGUGCUGGCCACAGACGCGUCUCCGUCUAAAACCUGCGACAAAAACUGUCUGUCUGGGAAAUGCGUGAACGGCUCGUGUGUGUGUGAUCGAGGAUGGGUUGGGGAUCAGUGUCAGCACUGCCACGGCAGAUUCAAGCUGACCGAUCCAUCAGGGUACCUGACAGAUGGCCCCAUCAACUACAAGUACAAAACCAAGUGCACGUGGCUGAUUGAGGGCUACCCAAAUGCUGUGCUGAGGUUGCGUUUUAACCACUUUGCGACCGAAUGUAGCUGGGACCACAUGUACGUGUAUGACGGAGACUCCAUUUACGCCCCUUUAGUAGCUGUGUUCAGUGGUCUCAUUGUGCCAGAGGUUCCAGGGAACGAGACCGUCCCUGAAGUGGAGACCAACUCUGGCUAUGCACUCCUGCACUUUUUCAGUGACGCAGCCUACAACCUGACCGGAUUUGAGAUCUUUUACUCGAUAAACUCGUGCCCGAAUAACUGCUCAGGCCAUGGCAAGUGCACCACCUCAAACUCUAUAGCAAGCAGAGUGUACUGUGAGUGUGAUAAAUACUGGAAGGGCAAGGCCUGCGACAUCCCUUACUGCAGGAACAACUGUGGCAGCCCAGACCACGGCUACUGCGACCUCACUGGGGAAAAGCUGUGUGUAUGCAAUGACAGCUGGCAAGGUCCAGAUUGCUCUCUGUCGGUGCCCUCUACUGAGUCAUACUGGGUCAUGCCCACAGUGAAGCCUUUCGGCACAUCACUAGGCAGGGCAUCCCAUAAGGCAGUGGUUCAGGAAAAGGUCAUGUGGGUUGUUGGUGGCUACACUUUUAACUAUAGCAACUUCCAGAUGAUCUUAAAUUAUAAUCUGGAUAGUGGUACCUGGAACACUGUGGCUAGCAGUAGUGGGCCUGUGUCGAGAUAUGGCCAUUCUCUCACACUCUAUCAGGAUAAACUCUACAUGUUCGGGGGCAAGUUGGAGAUGGGCUCGGGCAACAUAACAGACGAAUUGUGGGUGUUUAAUAUGCAGAGUAAGUCAUGGGCUCAACAAUCUCCAAGCACACCGGCUCAUGGCCAGGUCUACGCGGUGGAGGGUCAUUCUGCACACAUAGCCGAACUGGACACAGGAGACGUGGUAAUGGUGGUCAUCUUCGGCUACUCCUCCAUCUACAGCUACAUCAGCAACGUGCAGGAGUACAACAUCAAAACAAACACAUGGCUGGUUCCUGAGACGAGAGGAGCCACAGUACAGGGGGGUUACGGUCACAGCAGUGUAUAUGAUGCCGGCAGUAAGAGUGUGUACGUCCACGGAGGCUACAAGUCCCUGCCUGCUAAUAAGUAUAGCCUUGUAGAUGACCUGUACCGUUAUGAGGUGCACACUCGGGUCUGGACUAUUCUGAAGGAGAGCGGUUACCCUCGAUACCUCCACUCGGCAGUGCUGCUGGGAGGAACCCUGCUCAUCUUUGGAGGAAACACUCAUAACGAUACAUCCCUAAGCAAUGGUGCUAAGUGCUUCUCUGCUGACUUCCUGGCUUAUGAUAUUGCAUGUGAUGAGUGGAAGGUGCUCCCCAGACCAAACCUGCACAGAGAUGUUAAUCGUUUCGGCCACACUGCUGUCACCAGUAAUGGGUCCAUGUAUGUGUUUGGAGGAUUCUCCAGUGUGCUGUUGAACGAUGUGCUGAUCUACAGGCCGCCCAGCUGUGAGGCGUUUGUGGGGCAGGAGCGAUGUGAGGCUGCAGGUCCGGGGGUGCGCUGUAUUUGGAGACAAAACCGCUGUUUCUCCUGGGAGCCCAGUUUUUCCACAAGCACACCUGCAUCCUUCUGCCCUGCCAAGCCUGCUACGGUGGAUGAGAGAUGUCACCGCUUCUCUGACUGCACCAGUUGUACUGCGAACACUAAUGGCUGUCAGUGGUGUGACGACAAGAAAUGCAUCUCAGCCCUCAGCAACUGCACUGCUGGUGUGAGAAACUUCACCAAGUGCUCAAUCAGAAACGAGCAGAUCUGCAGCAAGCUGGCCAACUGCAAGAGCUGCACCUUAAACCUUAACUGCCAAUGGGAUCACCAGCAACAUGAGUGUCAUGCCCUCCCUGCCAAGUUGUGUGGAGAAGGGUGGAGUCAAGUGGGCGAGUCCUGCCUGCGCAUUAACUCAAGCCGAGAGAGCUAUGACAACGCUCGGCACUACUGCAAGAACCUGGGUGGCAUCAUCGCCUCUCUUUCUACUGCCAAGCAAGUCGACUUUGUUCUGGGGGAACUGCAGAAAUACCAGCAGCAAGAGAAGAAGUUGUUCCCCUGGGUGGGCCUGAGGAAGAUUAACGUGUCCUACUGGGGCUGGGAGGACAACACUCCCUUCACGAACACUUCUCUGCAGUGGCUGCCUGGAGAGCCCAAUGACUCAGGCUUCUGUGCCUACCUGGAGAGAGCGCAGGUCUCAGGGCUCAGGGCAAAUCCCUGCAACGCCAACACCGAUGGCCUCAUCUGUGAGAAAGCAGUCGAGAGCCGGAAUGCACGGCCGUGUAAGACCCCCUGCUCGCUGCAUGCGACCUGUGAGAACUGCACCAGUCAGGCCACAGAGUGCAUGUGGUGUGGCAGCACCAAACGCUGCGUGGACUCCAAUGCCUACGUCAUCUCUUUCCCCUAUGGCCAGUGUCUGGAAUGGCAGACUGGAGACUGUGUGGCUCAGAACUGCUCUGGCUUUCGGACAUGUGGUCAGUGUCUGGAGCAGCCUGACUGUGGUUGGUGUGGAGACCCAACUAAUACAGGCAAGGGACAGUGUGUAGAGGGCUCGUACCGUGGCCCUAUGAAGAACCCACUCAAACACAGCCAGGACAUGCUGCUGGAUACGACACUCUGCCCCAAGGAACGAGGCUACGAGUGGGCCUUUAUCCAGUGCCCUGCCUGCCAGUGUAAUGGCCACAGCACUUGUGUGAACGGGAGUGUAUGUGAGCAGUGUCGUAACCUCACCACCGGCCCACACUGCGAAACCUGCAUGCCUGGUUAUCAUGGCGACCCCACCAACGGAGGGAAGUGUCAAGCCUGUAAGUGUAAUGGCCAUGCCAAUGUGUGCCAAGUGCUGACGGGGAAGUGUUUCUGCACCACCAAGGGAAUUAAAGGAGACCAGUGUAACCUAUGUGAUUCAGAGAAUCGUUACCUUGGCAACCCUUUGAGAGGAACCUGUUACUACAACCUUUUGAUUGACUACCAGUUCACCUUCAGUCUGCUUCAAGAGGAUGACCAAUAUUACACUGCCAUUAACUUCAUGGCCACUCCAGAACAGACCAAUAAAAAUUUGGACAUGUCCAUCAACGCAUCCAACAACUUCAACCUCAACAUCACUUGGUCUGUUGGAUCAACAGCAGGUACCAUCUCUGGAGAAGAAGUCCCGAUUGUGUCCAAGACCAACAUUAAAGAGCACAGAGACAGCUUCUCCUGUGAGAAGUUCAGCUUUCGCAGCAAUCCCAACAUCACCUUCUACGUCUACGUCAGCAACUUCUCCUGGCCUAUUAAAAUACAGAUUGCCUUCUCGCAGCAUAACAGCAUCAUGGACCUGGUGCAGUUCUUUGUGACAUUUUUCAGCUGUUUUCUCUCUCUGUUGCUGGUGGCUGCAGUGGUGUGGAAGAUCAAACAGACCUGCUGGGCCUCGAGACGGAGAGAGCAAUUGAUGAGGGAAAGGCAACAAAUGGCAAGCCGUCCCUUUGCUUCCGUUGCCAUGGCACUGGAGGCGGAAUGUGAUCAGGUGGAGCUGCUACAAGGAGGAAUAGAGGCUCCUCCCAAACCUAUAGCCUUGGAACCGUGUUCAGGAGGAAAAGCUGCAGUUCUGACCGUACUCAUGUGCCUCCCAAGAGGACCCUCAGGGUUUCCACCUCCUGGGCAGUCAGGUAUUGCUAUAGCGAGUGCGCUGAUCGACACAUCGCAGCAGAAGCCCAUGGAUUUUAAAGAGAAGAAUCCAGGCUUAAAGAACCGCAAAGCUCUGCCUACAGCUCACCAGGGCACCUGUGUGUGAGGCACAUGCCCUCUGUGGCUGCCAUCUUACCUGAACUAUCCUUUUCCAAAGAGCUGUGCUUUGUUCCACUGCUGUGGGCCAUCGGCAGCAUCUGUUUCACAGAGAGGCCCCCGGUGAUGGGGUUUUGCUAGGUAGCAGAGUGCUUUGUCCUCCUUCUCCUCCUCCUCCUCUUUAACACUAAACCUAUAUUCAAACUCCUCCAGCACGUGGAUCUCCCAACACAUUUCACUAUUCCUUCUGCUGAUCAGCUAUGUCUAACUAGAAGUCUUUUCGGACAGAGCAAAAACUUUUUCGAAAGUUUCAAGGCUCUAGUGGGGACAUCCUUAACCAGCUUCAUGGUCUUCUGAGCUGAACUGUAAUAUGGAAAAAAAACAACAAACAAACAAACAAAAAUGCCCCGGCCUGACUCCUCCCACAUACAGCAGUCAGACUGCCGUGCCUCUCAUCUGGUUUGUACCUUAUUAGUCAGUGAGGACAGAGGAAUCGCAGAGGAAGGAACUGCUUACCCGGCGGUUGAGCCUUUCACAGGUGACAUUAUAGACUUUUGAUGGUAUUGUAUAUGGGUGUAAAGCCCGUCUCUUUGCUUGCCAAGUACACUCUGUGUUAGCUAAAAAGCUUCUUAUUUACCAUUAAAUGCAUUUGUAACCGGUUGGGCUUUUCUAUUUCAAAUCCAACAAUUCUGUCCUACGUAGCACAGAAGAGCUGUUAGGUUUGUUUAAGCUAAUGAAGUUUUGCUGCUGGUAUAUAUAUAUAUAUAUAUAUAUAUAUAUAUAUAUAUAUAUAUAUAUAUAUAUAUAUAUACACACGAUUUGAAAGAAAUCGACCAUGUUUGACUAAAAAAAAAAUAACAUAUAUUAGCAAAGUUUCUAUGUUUCAUCUGUCUGCUAUUCUCGCAAAGCUUUUGCAUGACAUACACACUAGAUGCUUUAAAAGUCCGAAAAAGAGUCUUUAUUGAUUUAGCCUAUAAAACAGUGGUUGGAAGAAAACAGACAGUCGCAGGCGUCAUCUGCCAGUCCUAGAAACCGACGCCGAUGUGACAAACUCACUAGAAAGAGAUGUAAUACAGUGACUCAGUUGUAUAGAAUUCUUAUUAUAUAAUGCUAGCGAAAACACGACUAGGGAAGCUUUUGUCUUAAUUUUUUCUUGUUUGUUUUUUUUUUUGUUUUGUUUUGUUUUGAGAACAGCUUGGUACUGAUUGAAAACCGGAUCGUCUUGUGGUAAAACAUUUCUUUGUAAUGGAUUGUCAGUCUCUUACGUUUCACAUAUUGUGAAUGCAGCAGAUGGACUUUGGUUAAGGACACUGUUGAGCCACUUGAGGCUUGCAGUGAUGGAAUUUAUCUCCACACGCUUCAUCCAGGUCUCACAGAAAUCCCACCAGGACAGGCUUUUUUCCAUAACCCAUGCACUUUCUCCCUCCAGCUGAGAGCGAGCCAUUAGCAAUAUUACCGAUAUAGGACCUGAGGAAGAACGCAGGUGAGGAAGUGUACAGCGCUCUUCCCCUCAUGUGUUUGUGGAACCCACAAACAUGUCAAAUGUGAAUCACUUGCUUCUUCAUCUAGGUAUUCUAAUGGUUUUGUUCCCAUCUGUUUUUUUUUUUUUGUUUUGUUUUGUUUUGUUUUUAAUAAAGAGCAUUAAAAGGCCACAUUUCUUUUAGGUCCAUCCUUUGUACAAUACCCAUUGUGGUGGUCAUGAUGAUGAUGAUGAUGAUGAUGAUGAUAAUGAUAAUAAACCAUGUCUUUUACAAUGUUUGUGAAAAAGAAAUGUUAGUUUUGUUUUGAUAACUGAUUCUUGUGUAAUACCUCUGUUUUGUACUUUAGUCGUUGAAGUCCUGUAUUUAGCUUUAUUAACCAGUUUUUCUUAUUGUGCAUACAGUUGCAGUUUAUUGCAGCUGUUCGAGGAGACUACUUUUGGGCAUUUGUAGUUACUUUCGGAAGUCUUCUGUGAACAUGAAUGAUAUUUUGAUCAGGUUUUUUUUUUAUUUCAAGCCUGCUUUUGAAUGCAAGUAGUUGUAUGCCGUAGGAGCACAAUGUACAGUCCCAUUACACAGGAAUCUCACUGUAAAGUGUCACAAAAUGUGGAAUAUGAAUGAAACACUCAUUCUUCAGUGCAUAUCAUUCAUCUUCAAUGUAUUUUAAAGAUGGACUGAAAAAUAAAACACAUGAUUCAUAGGG
Molecule: messenger RNA, 7200 nt
Organism: Hemibagrus wyckioides
Lineage: Eukaryota; Metazoa; Chordata; Actinopteri; Siluriformes; Bagridae
Gene: atrnl1b
Product: attractin-like 1b
Exons: 29
Coding region: 929-5029 (1366 amino acids)
Cellular component (GO): Golgi apparatus
Molecular function (GO): protein binding
Source: RefSeq, a predicted model, not a curated record